Ceraceosorus bombacis is the source of this 1156-nucleotide messenger RNA. NCBI's taxonomy places the organism in Eukaryota, Fungi, Basidiomycota, Exobasidiomycetes, Ceraceosorales, Ceraceosoraceae. The record is from the annotation of a GenBank genome assembly.
AUGGAUGGCAAUCGACGCUGGGCAAACUCUCAAAAGAUCCCGCUUCCCGUCAAACAGGGACACAUUUCGGGAUUCGGAGCGCUCAAGACCGUGCUGGAAGUGUGCUUGGAAUUGAGAGGCUUGGACACGGUUAGCGUGUACGCUUUUGCCAUUGAUAAUUUCAAGAGGGAACCGGAAGAGGUGGAGGCGCUCAUGAUGCUGGCAAAGAGAAACUUGAAAGAGCUUGCUGGGCACGGGUGAGUCUUUGCCAGUGCUGGUGGUUGGAGUGCAAAAGGUUUCGGUGCAGCGCAAACGGCGUGAAAAGCACAGGGUCGAGAAAGGCUGAUGAUGCGCUUGUGCUUGCUUGCUUGCUUGCUUGCUCCUCCUCUUCUUCAACGCCACCCGCACAGCGAGGUUUUGGCUAGACACUCGGUGCGCUUGCGCAUUGUUGGAAGGAGGGAACUCUUGCCGGUCGACGUGAGAGCGGCAGUGGAGAGCGUAGAGCGAAUGACGUUGGGUAAUAAGAGGUGAGGGUGGAUUCUUGGCGCUAGAGCAGACUCGUUUCGGCCGCGCUUGCGCGCGCACCGGCAACGCCUAGAUUGACGAUGCUGACUGAGCGCGCGCGCUCCUCUGCUUUUGACUUGACAGGGCAACGCUCAACGUUUGCAUACCUUACGCCUCGAGAGACGAAAUGGCAGGCGCUGUACGCUCGCUCGUCGACCACACAUCGAGAUUGAGGCAAAACGAAGUGGAGUGGCAAUGCACGCAGGAUGCGCUGCAGCAGAGAAUGUUGCUGGCUCAUAGUCCGCCCGUCGACGUCAUGGUGCGCACGUCGGGCGUCAAGAGGUUGAGCGAUUUCAUGCUCUGGCAAGUGAGUCUCACGGAAGAGAAUCUCCACAACUUUCUCUCUUGCGUUCAUGUGGUUUGGGAGGGCACCCGCCCCGCCCUCCGGCUCAAUGUGGACGCAAGCCAUGCUUUUGUUUUCCCCCUGUUUGCGUUCUCUUUUUUUUUCGUGCUGACUGGCCAACCGUUUUUCCAUCGACAGUCUUGCGAAGAGACGCAUCUGCACUUUACGGCUAGAUAUUGGCCGCUCUUUGGACUUAGGGAACUCAUACCCAUCAUACUGGACUAUCAGCGCGCAGAGUGGAGGAGGAGAUUGAUGAGCUGGGCCAGCUAA